AUGUCAAUAGAUACUUUAUCUAAAGAAAUUGUUGGUCCAUUUGAAUUUGGUAAAUUUAGAGAAAUUGAAAAAAAAUAUACUAAGAGGAAAAAACAAGAUAUAAAUGAGUUAAAAGCUGAUGAAUUUCAAGGAACAAUAGAUGGAAAUAAAAUGUUAGAAGAUGGAAAAACACCACUUGAAAUAUUUAGAAAAAAUAAAAAUAAGAUUCCAUAUUGCAAAAGUUAUGAAGGUCAAGAUUUUGUUCUCUUGGAUAAAUUCUAUACAAAAAUCGAUUGGAAUGAUUUAGUUACUUUAUAUAAUGAUACUAAUGAAACAGUUAAACAAAAAUAUAAAGGUUUUAUACCUUUUACUUCUAAAUAUAUAAUUAUGACAGCACAAAAACUUCCCAAUGAAGCAUAUAAUUUUGGAAAUCAUCAAUCAGAAGAUAUCAUUCAAUGUGAUUUUGUUUAUUAUCAAGAAGAAUUUCCUGAAUAUAACUUUAGCAAAAUAUAUAAAC
Molecule: messenger RNA, 496 nt
Organism: Racocetra fulgida
Lineage: Eukaryota; Fungi; Glomeromycota; Glomeromycetes; Diversisporales; Gigasporaceae
Source: the annotation of a GenBank genome assembly